Lithohypha guttulata is the source of this 840-nucleotide messenger RNA. RefSeq lists its product as uncharacterized. Lineage: Eukaryota; Fungi; Ascomycota; Eurotiomycetes; Chaetothyriales; Trichomeriaceae. The record is from RefSeq and is a predicted model, not a curated record. The transcript has 3 exons. The coding region runs from base 1 to 840 and encodes 279 amino acids.
AUGGCAAUUCUAGGAAGGCUUGAAUGUCGAGUGUUCUGCAAUGGACGACCCUCGCAUGAAUAUGAGGAUCCAGAUGGUGCACCAACCCAAUGCAACGGUACAGAAGCCGGAACUGAUCAAACGGUCAAGAAGUAUAUUCAAAGCUUCUCCGGAGAGAACUUUUUGGUCAAGCUCGAAAUUGGUCACAAAGACUUGUUCCAGCGCUAUGGCGUUUUUGGUUUUGAUACUAGGAUCGACGGUCAGCUUGCUGACUCGAGGCUUGUCUUUGAAAAACACUUACGAUCCGAUGAUGAGACUCUUUGCUACCACGUCGAAGGUAUCAGCGGGCACGUAGGGAACUCGUGGCAAUUGCAGAAGUUCAGAUUCCGAAGCCUGCAGCUGGACGAAAAUGUCACUACAACAAAUAUGUCUGCGAACGCUGUGUCCCAGUUAGGCUCCAUCAAUGUCGUUGUUUAUCGGAUGAAGAUAGAGGGCAGGGCACCAGCACGUGGUUCAAAUUUUGAGGUUCCGGAUAUCAAAAUAUCUGAGAAGGAACUCAAAGGUCUUGCCCAAGAUUGCGUAACAAGAGCCGGUGUUGUCCAGGAGCCAGCAGUGCCAGAUCCGUUCGAGUUGCUCAGGCAAAGGCAGCUCACCGAGGAAGAAGUGGAUGAUUUGCUGGAUAUCGUUCAUUAUGCCCGCAAAGAUGCCAGGAAGCGAAUCAAGCAGGAAAAUCAGGCCAUUGUCAACGGCCGAGAUAUGACUCCAAGAAAGCGCACGGAGUACAAUUCAGACGAGCUGGAAGAGAUCGAGCAACCGCAGAUGAAGAUGGCACGUACCACGCCAUUGGUAGAAUUGGAGUGA